This is a messenger RNA of Exophiala spinifera, 1218 nucleotides long. RefSeq lists its product as uncharacterized. The record is from RefSeq and is a predicted model, not a curated record. Gene Ontology annotation, biological process: regulation of transcription by RNA polymerase II. The transcript is spliced from 2 exons. The coding region runs from base 1 to 1218 and encodes 405 amino acids. Gene Ontology annotation, molecular function: RNA polymerase II cis-regulatory region sequence-specific DNA binding; DNA-binding transcription factor activity, RNA polymerase II-specific. Gene Ontology annotation, cellular component: nucleus. Lineage: Eukaryota; Fungi; Ascomycota; Eurotiomycetes; Chaetothyriales; Herpotrichiellaceae.
AUGGAGGACGAUACUCUCCAUUGCAACUAUGAGAAUUACGACAGUUUCGAUCUCGAUCUCCCCAUCGAUGUAAAAAGAAGCCUCAGCAUUUCUAGUCUACCGAGCUUGGCUUGCGACACACUGCAAGCAGAGGUCCAUCAAGAUCACAGCUUUUAUGAUGGAAACCUCAUCGAUCAGCCAACUGAUGGAUUUGGCGUCCGACCCGACCAGCUCCUGCAUUCGAGAACUCAAAUUCAACUCUCUGAUCUGGAGUUGGCUCCAACAUUGACAAAUCUCGAAGCCUAUCCCAGCCAUGUCCACGGUCACCAGGGUAACACCACUGGAAAUGCUGAUGUUGACGUCUACCGCUACAGUUCAGAGAUCAUGGAAUCUCCCUUCUCGUCAUACCAAUACUAUGAUGAAAGCGACAGCAAAAGUGCUUGGUCUAUCGCAUCUGAUGUUAAUUACAGUCAGCCACCAGCGUUCUUGGAGGAGGGGGAGCCUUUUGACGACAAGCCAUACGCGAUGCUUAUCUACGAAGCUCUGAAGCAGGCACCAGGGCACAGGAUGAUGUUGAAAGACAUCUACGACUGGUUCCGCUAUAACACCACUAAGCCACAAGAAUCGGGCUCAAAAGGUUGGCAGAACAGUAUUAGACAUAAUCUUUCUAUGAACAAGGCAUUCGAAAACGACCGAGAUAGUGCUCGCGGUGGCUCCAGGAAGACCAAUAGUGUCUGGGUCUUGACCGAGGAUGCUAUCAAGAAUGGAGUACAAUCUACGACGAGAUAUCGAAAGGCCGGAGGGGGAAAACGUCACAAUGGGCAUCGCGUCCCUGCGAUACAGCGACAGAGAUCAGGAGCAAAAGGGGGUCGUGCUACAAGCCGCGCCGCAAGGCAACGACGUCAAGAGAUCCCAUAUGUGACAUCAACACCUCUGACAUGCAGCCCCGCCACUCAAUACUCGGACCUCAGUGACUACCGGAGCUUCGACUGCUACGAUUACGACCUACAAUCAGCUGCGAGAAGUUGGCCAGUGACGGUCGGGGACCAUCAACAAACUCUCCCGGUCGAUUUAGUGCGAUGCUUGUCUGACUCGCCUCCAAAUACGAUGCAAUUCGACCACCAGCCCUCUCGGUUGUGCCAGAGCCAUUCGGAAGAGAACCUACGCAUACACAGCAUACUUCUAAGACCGAGUCUCGAUCAAUCGAUGCAUGAGUCUGCUCAGAUCCACACUCGUUGA